This is a messenger RNA of Vitis riparia (riverbank grape), 1758 nucleotides long. RefSeq names its product protein DETOXIFICATION 29. The coding region runs from base 32 to 1561 and encodes 509 amino acids. Gene Ontology annotation, cellular component: vacuolar membrane. Gene Ontology annotation, molecular function: xenobiotic transmembrane transporter activity; antiporter activity. The transcript is spliced from 8 exons. Gene Ontology annotation, biological process: xenobiotic detoxification by transmembrane export across the plasma membrane. NCBI's taxonomy places the organism in Eukaryota, Viridiplantae, Streptophyta, Magnoliopsida, Vitales, Vitaceae. The record is from RefSeq and is a predicted model, not a curated record.
AGACCCACAUUUUUCUGAGUCCCUCAACAUCAUGGAAAAUGGUAAGCAGCCACUUCUCUCCGCUAGACAAGAGGAUGAAACUCCAAAUCGAACGGCAGCCAACUCGUUGCUAGCGACCUUCAACGCCGAUGAAAGUGACAUCGGUCCCAUCAACGGGGUCCGUGAUUUCUACAAGGAGUUCAUCGUCGAAUCGAAGAAGCUCUGGUACCUGGCCGGCCCUGCCAUCUUCACAUCCUUAUGCCAGUACUCCCUCGGCGCCAUCACUCAAGUCUUCGCCGGUCAUGUCGGAACCUUAGAGCUCGCCGCCGUCUCCGUCGAGAACUCCGUCAUCGCCGGGUUCUCCUUCGGCGUCAUGCUGGGAAUGGGGAGUGCGCUGGAGACGCUAUGCGGGCAAGCGUUCGGAGCAGGACAGCUGGAUAUGCUGGGGGUGUACAUGCAGAGAUCUUGGGUUAUCCUUACAUCGACGGCCGUGCUCCUGAGUUUCCUGUACAUCUUCUCCGCACGGUUGCUAAAACUAAUCGGUCAGACGGAGGCGAUCUCGAAAGAAGCAGGGAUGUUUGCAGUGUGGAUGCUUCCUCAGCUGUUCGCUUACGCCGUGAAUUUUCCGCUGGCCAAGUUCCUGCAGGCUCAGAGCAAGAUCAUGGUGAUGGCGGUUAUAGCGGCGGUGGUGCUAGUGCUGCACACCGUGUUUAGCUGGCUGUUGAUGCUAAAGCUACAGUGGGGUCUAGUGGGUGCAGCGGUGGUGCUUAACGCCUCAUGGGUUUUAAUCGACGUGGCUCAGCUCUUAUACAUUUUCAGUGGGACAUGUGGCCGUGCAUGGACUGGGUUUUCCUGGAAGGCUUUUCAGAGUCUAUGGGGAUUCGUGAGGUUAUCUCUCGCUUCCGCCGUCAUGCUAUGUUUAGAAGUGUGGUACUUCAUGGCAUUAAUUUUGUUUGCUGGAUACCUGAAGAACGCAGAAAUCUCGGUGGAUGCUUUGUCCAUUUGUAUGAACAUAUUGGGCUGGACAGUGAUGGUGGCACUAGGAUGCAACGCCGCUAUAAGUGUAAGGGUGUCAAAUGAACUGGGGGCAACACAUCCAAGAACAGCAAAAUUCGCAGUAGUGGUGGUGGUGAUAACUUCAUUUUUAAUCGGUCUUGUCCUCUCGGCCAUACUAAUCAUCUUCCGGAAGCAGUAUCCCGCCUUGUUUUCAGACAGUGAAGAAGUGGAAGAGCUCGUUGAUGAGCUCACACCCUUGUUAGCCUUCUGCAUUGUCAUCAACAAUGUUCAGCCCGUUCUCUCUGGGGUGGCCAUUGGAGCAGGAUGGCAAGCUUUUGUUGCUUGGGUGAACGUUGCAUGCUACUACCUAUUUGGGGUUCCUCUGGGUCUCGUACUGGGCUACAAGGUCGGCCUGGGUGUCAAGGGGAUCUGGUGUGGGAUGCUUUCAGGGACGGUUGUCCAAACAUGUGUACUCUUCGGGAUGGUUUAUAGAACCAACUGGAAUAAAGAGGCUUCAAUUGCUGGAGACAGAAUAAAAAAAUGGGGAGGGAAUGAAGCUGGCAGAGAGAAUGAUGUGGAGGGAUGAACUACCAGGAAAUCAAGCAGGAAGGGAGUCAUUUAUCAGCAAAUUGUUUAAUCACAACUCAAAUUUGUAUGAAUAACAUUGCUGGCGAUACAGUUCUCAACGCGAAACGAUUCUCAUCCAUAUUUUUGCAGGAAUAUAACAAGUUUUUGUCAGAUUAGUCUAAAACAAUGCUCUUUUGAAAGCUCUAUUUUUCCCUC